AUGGCCGACCUCCCUGAACCUCGAGUGAGAGCGGUUGUCAAAGCCUUCGUCCAUACUGGAUGCGAUUAUGCCGGCCCAGUCCUAGUAACACCAUAUCGUGGUAAGGGUAUAAAAAGCCGUAAGGCUUACAUCUGCCUGUUUACAUGCCUUACUACACGAGCGGUGCAUAUUGAGCUCGCAAGCGAUCUCAGCACAGCUUGCUUCUUGGCAGCCAUGAAACGAUUCCUAGCUAGACGGGGAUCGGUUCCAUGUUUUUAUACCGAUAACGGAACUAAUUUUAUUGGUGCCCGAUCUUAUCUUCGCGAUUUGUACGCUUUUCUAAAGAAUGAAUAUAAACCAGUGUGGGAAAAGCAGUUAGCAGAAAGUCGUAUCCAAUGGAAACUGAUUCCUCCUAAUGCUCCACACUUCGGUGGUUGCUGGGAAAGUAACAUCAAGUGCAUAAAAACCCAUUUAUAUAGGGUCAUCGGCCAACAAAUUCUAACCUUUGAGGAGCUUCAAACAGUUUUAAGCCAGAUUGAAUCCAUAUUGAAUUCACGACCACUUACAGUUCUCAGCUCUGAUCCUUCAGAUCCAGCAGCUUUGACGCCAGCUCAUUUUUUACAUACCGUCCCGCUUGAUUUCCUGUCAGCACCUGAUAUCGAUGAUUCGAUUCCGCAUCUUCUAACUCGAUAUGAACUCUUAGACAAGUUGGUACAGUCAUUCUGGAUGCGAUGGAAGAGAGAAUAUCUUCAUAGCCUACAAGCCCGCCAGAAGUGGAACUCACCAUCCUUCCCAGUUAAGGAAGGAACGGUUGUUGUAGUAAUACAGGAUAACGUCACGCCCUUACAUUGGCCCUUAGGCAUUAUAACACAAACCUUUAAAGGUAAGGACGACGUUAUACGUGUAGCAAUGGUAAGGACUAAGCACGGUACUUACCAAAGACCAGUGGUUAAAUUGUGUCCAUUACCAACUCAGUAA
Messenger RNA from Parnassius mnemosyne (clouded apollo), 957 nucleotides. NCBI's taxonomy places the organism in Eukaryota, Metazoa, Arthropoda, Insecta, Lepidoptera, Papilionidae. The record is from the annotation of a GenBank genome assembly.